Molecule: messenger RNA, 905 nt
Organism: Homalodisca vitripennis (glassy-winged sharpshooter)
Lineage: Eukaryota; Metazoa; Arthropoda; Insecta; Hemiptera; Cicadellidae
Exons: 3
Coding region: 247-879 (210 amino acids)
Source: RefSeq, a predicted model, not a curated record
GGGAGAGAUUCCUCAGUGGACACUACCAGUACUUGCCUUUCGUGAUUGGACAGUCAACAAAUAAAAGUCACAACUUAUGGGUAAACAUUCAAGAGGCUUUGUCAUUAAUUAAGCAAAAGAUUCCUCAAACUGCUGAUGUUCACAAUGUUGUUUAUGAGUCUGAGAUUGAGCGACCUUUGUCGGUGUCAUCAAAGCUGACAAGUAAAACUAACAAAAAGACACAUCAAUGCCCAGCGAUUGUGAGUGAUGGUUUUGUACGACAUCCCUGAGGGAAGUACUGAAGCAGAAGAAGCUAUCAAGUCAUGGGAAGAUCAUCCGGCGUGUAUACAAGCUAACAUAGACCCUAAUCACGUUCGUCCUCGAUGCUCAUGUAUACCUCAACAACCAUUUAGUUACAAGAAGGUACUUCGUCAGUUGUUCGGAGGAGGAACUACAGAUAACAGCGAGACCACUCUGGGAGACAGGGAUGAAUUUGUGCAAGACAAGGGUGCUGAUAAUUAUGCUGCAGAGUUAAAGAAUACAUUGAUAAGUUUCACACAGGAAUUUGAGGAGUUGAACAAAAAAUACGAAGAGAUGCUUGCAGAUCAAAACACACCAAAAGAAGAUUUGGAACAUACUGAAAUUUUGCUAAAGAACAAGGAAGAGGAAAUAAAAGAGAUAUUAACAAGAUUUAAUGAGGUGAAAGAAAUCACUGAUAGGAAUCACUUGGAGGGAAACAAAACGAGGGGUGGAUUCUAUAACUUGGAGUCGUACAAGAGCACUACAUCAGUUCGGCUGGCUCAAACUCUACGUAGGGUGCAAAUAUUCAAAGAAUCAUUAAAAAGAAGACCUAGUGGUGCCUAUCCAACAAAAAAUGUUCUUGUACAAAGUUCAUAUUGAUAAAAGAAGUGUAUCAUUUACUCUAA